Molecule: messenger RNA, 1936 nt
Organism: Cornus florida
Lineage: Eukaryota; Viridiplantae; Streptophyta; Magnoliopsida; Cornales; Cornaceae
Product: deoxyhypusine synthase-like
Exons: 9
Coding region: 475-1575 (366 amino acids)
Biological process (GO): peptidyl-hypusine biosynthetic process
Cellular component (GO): cytoplasm
Molecular function (GO): deoxyhypusine synthase activity
Source: RefSeq, a predicted model, not a curated record
AGGCCCACAGGGGAUGGAAAAAAAAUACGGAGUAUUAAGUUAGGGCAAGUUUCAGACGACACAAUCUGCUUCGACACUCCGCAGGACGCAGCCUCCGUAUCGCCUCAGGUGACAAGGACACUCUUCUUAGGAUCUCGUGAUGUUAUUUGCCUUGAACUUGAAUCAAAUCAUUGCAUAUUGAGGGCCUCACAUUUGAAAGUUUGCCUAGGGCCUCUCAAAAUAUUUGGAAUCUCAGGGCCGGCCCUGUAUCAACCCUCCCCUUCACUUUCCUUCCUUUUCCUCCCAUUUUUGGGAGGAUAAGCAAAACACUGUUCAGGCCUUGUGUUAACCCUCCAAACCCUUCCCUUUCCUUCUUCCCUUUCCUUCCAAUAAUUUUUGCCAAACACAAAUUUUUAAUCCCCCUCCAUCACCUUCCCUUCCCUUUCCUCCCUUUUCCAUUGCACCAAACUGACCCUUAAAGAAGUAAUUGAAGCAAUGGAAAAACAUCUUCUAGAGAGUGUACGCUCGGUGGUUUUCAAAGAAUCAGAGACUCUGGAAGGCUCUUGUCUUAAGAUCGAGGGCUAUGAUUUCAACCGAGGGGUGAACUAUUCUGAACUUCUCAGGUCCAUGGUCUCUACUGGUUUUCAAGCCUCCAAACUCGGAGAGGCCAUUGACAUCGUUAAUCAAAUGUUAGAGUGGAGCCUUGCUGAUGAGUGUGUGACGGAAGAUUGUAGCGAGGAGGAGAGAGACCCGGCAUAUAGAGAGUCCGUGAAGUGCAAGGUUUUUCUGGGUUUUACUUCCAAUCUCAUAUCGUCUGGUGUUCGAGACACGGUUCGCUAUCUUGUUCAGCAUCACAUGGUUGAUGUGGUGGUUACAACAGCUGGUGGUGUAGAAGAAGAUCUUAUAAAAUGUCUUGCUCCCACAUAUAAAGGUGAUUUUACUCUGCCUGGAGCUCAUUUACGGUCAAAAGGAUUGAACCGCAUUGGUAACUUGUUGGUUCCCAAUGACAACUAUUGCAAAUUUGAGGACUGGAUCAUUCCAAUUUUUGACCAGAUGUUGGAAGAGCAGACUGUAAAGAAUGUAUUAUGGACGCCAUCUAAAUUAAUUGCUCGAUUGGGGAAAGAAAUAAAUAACGAGAGUUCAUACCUUUAUUGGGCAUACAAGAACAAUAUUCCAGUCUUCUGUCCUGGCUUGACAGAUGGCUCACUGGGGGACAUGUUAUACUUCCAUUCUUUCCGCAACCCUGGUUUGAUCGUUGAUAUAGUGCAAGAUAUUAGGGCCAUGAAUGGUGAAGCUGUCCAUGCAAAUCCCGGGAAGACAGGGAUGAUAAUUCUAGGUGGGGGUCUGCCCAAGCAUCACAUUUGCAAUGCAAAUAUGAUGCGUAAUGGAGCAGAUUAUGGUGUCUUCAUCAACACGGCUCAGGAGUAUGACGGGAGUGAUUCUGGUGCCUGUCCUGAUGAAGCUGUAUCGUGGGGAAAAAUCCGAGGUUCUGCCAAGACUGUUAAGGUACACUGUGAUGCAACUAUCGCCUUCCCUCUGCUAGUUGCAGAAUCUUUUGCCGCGAGGGGGAAGAAAUCUGCCAAGACCAAGUCCUAAUACAAAUUUUGGGAAGAUGCACGGUUUAUAUUUGCCAAUUAACCUUUAUGUAGCCCUGAAGCGAUUUAAAAUUUAUACUUGGGACUUUUCCACAGCCCAAAAGGAUGUAUCCACAACCCUCCACAUACCCUUGGAGGUAUGGGGAAUUUGGAUACAGCUACAAAUGCUUAAGAAAGAUAGCUUUUCCAAUGCUUGCCCCAUAUUAUUGUGAGGUAGCUCUAGUUUAGGAAGCCAAGGCAUUUUUGGGGAGACAUUAUUAUUAUUGGGUCAGCAUUGAGGUCUUUCGACAUAUCAAUUUUCUUGGAAUAAGAAAGCUGUGCAUUUGGAUUCCUCUAAUGAGAUUAUUUGUUUUGCGUGUGUA